GCGGCUGCGGGGUGGGUGGAACCGGGAGCACCCUCCGAUGAUAAGACUGAAGAGGCAAAGAGAAAGGCCUAGAGAACGGGGGUCCCUCGCCUUAGCCAAAUAGCCAUGGCGUUCUCUACAACGGCUAACAACUGCUCUGUAGUUUCUUCUUUUCUUUCUAGUAACUCUUCGACAAGGCAUAAGAGAGUAAGAAACAUUAGCAUUUGUGCCAAGCAAAGCACGAGUAGUUCGUUGCAGUUGCAGUACAGAAAACUCGGGGACUCUGACCUUCAAGUUUCUGAAGUUACGCUUGGAACGAUGACUUUUGGGCAACAAAACACCGAGAAAGAAGCCCACGAACAAUUGAGUUAUGCUUAUGAACAUGGGAUUAAUAUUAUAGAUACUGCAGAGGCAUAUCCAGUUCCAAUGAAACAAGAGACGCAGGGAAGAACAGACAUCUACAUUGGUAACUGGCUCAAGUCAAAGCCCAGAGAUAAGAUUAUUUUGGCCACAAAAGUCUGCGGUUACUCAGAGCGGUCAUCUUAUCUGCGCGAAAAUGCCAAAGUUUUACGGGUUGAUCGUUAUAAUAUUAGAGAAAGUGUAGAGAAAAGUCUCAAGCGGCUGAACACUGACUACAUAGACUUACUGCAAAUUCAUUGGCCAGACCGCUAUGUGGCCUUAUUUGGUGAUUUUUCUUACGAUCCUUCAAAAUGGAGGGCAAGUGUGCCAUUUACAGAGCAACUGAGGGCAUUUCAGGAACUUAUUGAAGAAGGAAAGAUACGCUACAUUGGUGUUUCAAAUGAAACUUCAUAUGGAGUGAUGGAAUUUGUUCACGCAGCAAAAAUUGAAGGAUUGCCAAAGAUCGUUAGUAUCCAAAAUAAUUACAGUCUUAUAAACAGAUGCCGCUUUGAAGUCGAUCUUGCUGAGGUUUGUCAUCCAAAUAACUACAAUAUUGGCUUGCUUGGUUAUUCUCCGUUGGGUGGUGGAACUCUGAGCGGCAAAUACUUGGAUGCCAAUUCUCAAGGUGGAGGAAAAGGAAGGCUGAGCCUCUUCCCAGGCUACAUGGGUAGAUACAACAAAUCUAUUGCUAAGGAAGCAACAGCUCAUUAUGUACAGUUAGCCAAAAAGUACGGCCUAACUCCAGUACAGCUUGCGCUUGGGUUUGCUCGAGACCGUCCAUUUAUGACGAGUUCAAUAAUAGGUGCAACGUCCAUGGACCAACUCAGAGAAGACCUUAAUGCUUUCACGAUGACCGAGCGGCCAUUGCCGGCAGAACUCAUGGCAGACAUAGAAGCUAUUUUCCAGAGAUACAAAGAUCCAGCUAUCUAGGAGUAGGACUACCCUCGGUGUUCUUGGGACUGCGUUUCGUUUUGUGCGCACGUGAAAAGGUCAAUUAGCGAAAGAUUGUACAUUCGUUAUGCAUGACAUUUAAUAUCAAAAUUAUUUUUGGUUCAUUCAAAUUAGUUUGGGGCCAUUUCAUUUCUGCCUCCUAUCUAUGAUCCUGGACUUAAUAGAAAGUGGUUAUCAUUAAAUGGUGUUGACACUGC
This is a messenger RNA of Momordica charantia (bitter melon), 1526 nucleotides long. Its product is annotated as NAD(P)-linked oxidoreductase superfamily protein. The record is from RefSeq and is a predicted model, not a curated record. NCBI's taxonomy places the organism in Eukaryota, Viridiplantae, Streptophyta, Magnoliopsida, Cucurbitales, Cucurbitaceae.